UCUCACUAAAAAACUUCACAGCCAAAAAACAAAAAGUGGGUGAAAAGCAGAGAGAGAGAGAGAGAGGCUCUCCCUGUGCUUGCCCUUCUUCGUUUUACAGCUCCAUUUCACUGUCCUAGAGAGAGAGUGUGAAGGAACCACUAUUUCUCUUCACCUAAUCCGGGUCUGCUUCUUUCUCUCUCUUUACAGCGAGAGAAAAUGGCGAGAAAACCAUAGAAAAAUUGUGGGGCAACAGUGGAGAAGCAGCAGAAGGCGAGAGAGAGGAGAGAGAGAGAAGGGUUGAUUAAGGAAGCUCCUCUCCACGCAUGCCCAUUAAAAUACUGGGGCGGUAGCUCAGGUUUGGUGCCGUUUUAGCGUCGUAAUCGAGUGCUCAAGAGCUGAGCUUGGAAGUGACAAAGAAAGUUGGUGGUUGGUGCUGGUUCUGUUUACUGGGCCGUCAAAUCGGGACCCCAACCCUAGGAUUCGGGCGUUCUGGUUGUUGGGCGUGAUACCCUUUUGGCAGUUUAAUCCAGAUCUUUGACGCGCCCACCGAUCUGCUCCGCAUAGCUGCCGCAUUGGCUCCAUGGGCGGCUCCGCCGAUUCAUGGAGCUGAGAUGAUUUGGGUUCUGGGCAACUGUUGGAGAUUGAUUGGGGAUGAUUGCAAUGCCAUAGGUCAGGUGGUCUCGUGCGCAAAUGUCGGCUUCUUUAGCUGCCUUCGAGCGGCCGAGGCUCGGAGUCUCGAACACGGUGUUCAAGAGUGGCCCUCUUUUCAUAUCUUCAAAAGGAAUAGGAUGGAAGUCCUGGAAAAAGCGGUGGUUUAUCCUCACACGCACUUCAUUGGUGUUCUUUAAAAAUGACCCUAGUGCACUUCCACAGAGAGGUGGAGAGGUGAAUUUGACCUUGGGCGGCAUUGACUUGAACAAUUCAGGGAGUGUGGUUGUUAGAGAGGAUAAAAAGCUUUUGACUGUUCUAUUUCCUGAUGGACGCGAUGGCCGAGCCUUCACCCUUAAGGCGGAGACACUAGAAGAUCUAUAUGAAUGGAAAACUGCCUUGGAACAUGCUCUUGCACAAGCACCGAGCGCUGCCCUCGUAAUGGGUCAUAAUGGAAUUUUCAGGAAUGAUCCCAACGAAGCAAUGGAUGGAUCUUUUAAUCAAUGGAGGGAGAAGCGACCAGUAAAAUCCCUGGUGGUUGGGAGGCCAAUUUUGCUUGCUUUGGAAGAUAUUGACGGAGGUCCAUCUUUUCUUGAAAAAGCUCUUCAAUUCCUGGAGAAGUAUGGAAUCAAAGUAGAAGGAAUUCUGAGGCAGUCUGCAGAUGUUGAGGAGGUAGAUCGCAGAGUACAAGAAUAUGAGCAAGGCAAGACUGAGUUUGAACCUCAGGAGGAUGCUCAUGUUAUUGGGGACUGUGUGAAGCAUGUUCUCCGAGAGCUUCCAUCAUCUCCAGUUCCAGCAUCCUGUUGCACUGCACUCCUAGAGGCUUAUAAAAUUGAUCGAAAGGAAGCUCGUGUCUAUGCGAUGCGCUCUGCUAUACAGGAGACAUUCCCAGAACCAAACAGGCGUUUGUUGCAGAGACUUCUGAAGAUGAUGCAUACCAUCUCUGCUAAUGCCCAUGAGAACCGCAUGACUGCAUCUGCGGUUGCUGCAUGCAUGGCACCUUUGCUUUUGCGUCCUUUAUUAGCCGGUGAAUGUGAAUUAGAUGAUGACUUUGAUGUAAAUGGUGAUAACUCAGCUCAGCUUCUUGCUGCUGCAAAUGCGGCUAAUAAUGCACAAGCCAUUGUUACAACCCUUUUGGAGGAAUACCAAAAUAUUUUUGAUGAUGAAAAUCUUCAGAGAUGCUCUAUAUCGGCCGACUCUCAGAUUGAGAACAGCGGGAGUGAAGAUUCAUCUGAGGAUGAUUUGGAUGGUAAAGACAAUGGAUACCACGAUGCAGAGAAUGAAGUUGAUCCAGGAACUGAUGAAGACCCAGAACGGAUAAUAAAUGGAAAACUAAGUGAAACAAGUGGGUACAAUGGAGGUGAUUUAUAUGAUUAUAAGGCAUUUGGUUCUGAUGAUUCAGAUGUUGAACCCACUAGAAAUAAUCAAGCCUCAGCUGGGAAUCCGAACUUACUUGUUGAUCCUCAGCCAAGUAGAGAUUCAGCAAUAGAGCAGCAGAGAGAACAGACUAAAGAUAUUGACAAUUCGUCCCAUGAAGCUGAUGUCCCAAUUGUCUUACCUGUUACUGAACAUUUGCAAUCUGUGGGAGAAAUUUUAUCGUCCAUCAGGCCAGGGCAUACUCUUCCUGUCUCAGGACUAGAAGGUGGGGUGACGAGGCCCAGUGGUAAAACUUCAGGUUCCAGUAUCAGCUCCAAGCGGUCAGCGUUUUGGGGUAGAAAUACUACAAGAAAGACUCCAUCAGUAGAAUCAGUGGAUUCUUCUGGAGAAGAAGAGCUUGCCAUUCAGAGGCUUGAGAUCACAAAGAAUGACUUACGACAGAGGAUUGCUAAGGAGGCUAGAGGAAAUGCAAUAUUGCAAGCUAGCUUAGAGAGGAGAAAGCAAGCACUGCAUGAGCGGCGCCUGGCCCUUGAACAAGAUGUCUCAAGAUUGCAAGAGCAGCUGCAGGCGGAAAGAGAUCUCAGAGCUGCACUAGAAGCUGGUCUGAGCAUGUCAUCUGGGCAGCUCUCUAGUUCACGAGGCAUGGAUUCUAAGACAAGGGCGGAGCUCGAGGAGAUUGCUCUUGCUGAAGCAGAUGUGGCAAGGUUAAAGCAGAAAGUUGCAGAACUUCACCAUCAACUAAAUCAGCAAAGGCAGCAUCAUUAUGGGUCCCUCUCUGAUGCAUCAGAACGCUAUCAACAGGCACAAAAUCAUACUCCUCCACAGAGACUUCUUCAGCAAGAUUUUGAUUCCACCAUUUCUUUCUAUAGUCAGGAAAGGAGACAAAGAAGUGAGGAAACUUUGCUGGGGGAUUGGAGGAGACAAGUAUUAGCAUGUGGGAGCAGCAGUAGGUUGCCUUCUGGGAAGCAAUUUUUGGAAUCAACACCCCCGAGCGACUCUAGAAGUACUGAGGCCUCCACAAGUUUAUCCUUGGAUGAUCUAGGAGCUGUGGACUCGGGUUCUCUGCCCUCGACUUCAAGACCAACCGAGGCUAUGGAGUACCCGAGACACCCAUCUGCAGCAUCGUCCACCUUAGUGGAACUGACGACCCGUCUCGACUUCUUCAAGGAGCGGAGAUCGCAGCUCAUGGAGCAACUCCACAACCUCGACUUAAAUUAUGGGACUGCCUCUUCACAGGACUUACCCUACAGACCGUCGUCUCCACCGUGGAGCUAAUAACACGCCCACCAUCCAUAUAAGGCCCACGGAAAGAAGACCUACGCUUGGCGGAUGUGUUGUAUAUUCUUCAAAGCUAUUUUGCACAUAGUUUCAGCUCUCACCUGCCUUUCUUAUUCCAAGCUCAAAACUAAUAAUUUUAUUAUGUUUUAGUUUUUCUUCCUUAUUUUGCCCCUGUAGCGUUUGUGGUUUUGGGAAAUUACUGGGGGCAUUUUCGUCUUUCUACUCCAAUAGCUUGAUUCUUGACCUUGACCCCCCAGACUGUUCAUGGCUAUCUGGACUAUGGAGAUUUUAGGGUCGAUAACGUGACUGUUGGCUAAUCAGACCUCUCUGUAGAGAACCCGACCCCAAAAGGGGGGGAAAAAAAAAAGGCUGUGGCUUGUGCUUUUUAAUUUUUAUGUAGAUUUUGCUUUUUAUUUUUAUUUUGUUUUUUUGUGUACCCUAUACUAUUACUCAGUGUUCUGGAUAUAUAAAUUGUUGUACGACUUUGUUCGGAGAGCAGUCGUCUUGAAUCGA
Punica granatum (pomegranate) is the source of this 3798-nucleotide messenger RNA. NCBI's taxonomy places the organism in Eukaryota, Viridiplantae, Streptophyta, Magnoliopsida, Myrtales, Lythraceae. The record is from RefSeq and is a predicted model, not a curated record.